AUGGAUCAUUCUACUCCAAAGGAAGAGAUCAUGAGAGCUGUCGAGUUUGCUCAAUUGCAAGCAAUUGCUGAAGGGAAUGGCUGGCACAAGUUUAUUUCGAUGCAAAACCACUAUAACUUGUUGUACCGUGAAGAAGAAAGGGAAGUGAUUCCAUUCUGUAAAGACAAUAUUUUUGGUGAAGUAGGACUUAUUCCUUGGUCUCCGAUUGCUAGACAUAAGUUCACCAGUCCAUAUAAUGCAGGUGGAUCGGAUAGAGAAAAUGUUGAUUCGUACUUUGACGAUCUUGCAGGUAUUCAAUGA
Messenger RNA from Lizanozyma spartinae, 300 nucleotides. RefSeq lists its product as uncharacterized. NCBI's taxonomy places the organism in Eukaryota, Fungi, Ascomycota, Pichiomycetes, Serinales, Debaryomycetaceae. The record is from RefSeq and is a predicted model, not a curated record. The transcript has a single exon. The coding region runs from base 1 to 300 and encodes 99 amino acids.